UAUUAGUUCUUUUAUUUUGAUAACAGAAGAGUCCUCUGAUUCAUCAAACAAAUUUAGAAACCUCCAAACAGUUCCCAAGUCCCAAUUCCUCCUCUGCAUGUUCCCCCAAUCUCUUCGCCGCCACAAAAAAAAUCGAUUUUCAAUCUUUUCCAUCUCUCUUCAAUUUCUGCUCUUCCAAAGAGAAUGGAAUUAGCAGAUCGAGCGGUUGGGUUCCUUUUAUCUUUUAUCAGCUUAUCCAUAUUCACAUAUUAUACGUUUUGGGUCAUCAUCCUGCCAUUUGUGGACAGUGAUAAUUUUAUCCACAACUAUUUCCUACCCCAGGAAUAUGCCAUACUGAUUCCUGUGUGUGCUGGUGUUGUGCUUCUUUGCCUCCUCUGCAUGUUUAUUGGGUUCGUGAUGCUCAAAUCCAAGAAGAAGAUGGCUUGAAGCUUGAUCCUGCUUUACCUUUUUGUUCUCACAACAUGCCAAGGGUAUAGGCAUAGCCUUUCCUUGUGUUUUUCCCUACAAUUCAGAUUAAAAUGUCAGUUUUGAGAUCAGAAUUGUGUGCAAGAUAUUAUCAUCUCUAGCAAAAUAUAUGCUGCAUACUUCUAGCUUAUCAUACUUUGUUAAGAUUGUUGCACUAUAGGACUACUGUUUAAUAGAUACCUGUUAUAGAGGACUCAGUGUUUUUUCUUUC
Molecule: messenger RNA, 676 nt
Organism: Durio zibethinus
Lineage: Eukaryota; Viridiplantae; Streptophyta; Magnoliopsida; Malvales; Malvaceae
Product: dolichol-phosphate mannose synthase subunit 2-like
Biological process (GO): dolichol phosphate mannose biosynthetic process; GPI anchor biosynthetic process
Cellular component (GO): dolichol-phosphate-mannose synthase complex; endoplasmic reticulum membrane
Molecular function (GO): enzyme regulator activity
Source: RefSeq, a predicted model, not a curated record